AUAACUAACAUACAAACACACAAACACACAAAUAAACAAAUCUGCCUUGUGUUCUUGAGCUCUCUUCCUCUACUUCUCUGUUGUAUUUCACUCCCAGAAAAAAAGGGAAAAAAAGAGAGGAAAAAACAACAGAGACAGAGAGGGAUGGUGAUCAUAACCAUACUGUUAUUGGCAGUUUUAUUCAUAGCUGGCCUCAUUAAUUUGUUCUUUUGCUUCCCAACCAAGAGGUUCUACUCAUGGUUUCAGUCCUUAUUUAGCAGUAAGUAUUCUCCUAUAUCAGAGAAUUGCUCCAUCCAGGCCCCAAAAAAGGGGUUGAGUGCUGAAAAGAAGGAGGAGCUGAGGAGGGUGUUUGCCACUUUCGACAAAAAUAGUGAUGGAUUCAUAACAAAGCAGGAGCUGAGAGACUCGCUCAAGAACAUUGGGAUCUUGCUGAGUAUGAAGGAUGUGGAAGAAAUGGUUGAGAGAGUGGACGCCAAUGGAGACGGGCUGAUUGAUCCGGAUGAGUUCUGUGAGCUGUACGAGUCGAUGGGCGGUGGUGGAGGAGAUGGUGAGAGAGAAGAGGGCGGAGAAGGGGAGGAUAUGAAGGAAGCUUUUGAUGUGUUUGAUGGGGAUGGAGAUGGGUUGAUCAGCGUGGAGGAGCUGAGGUUGGUGCUGUCGUCUCUGGGGUUGAAGGAAGGGAAGAGGCUAGAGGAUUGCAAGGAGAUGAUAAGGAAGGUAGACAUGGAUGGAGAUGGAAUGGUGAAUUUUGAGGAGUUCAAGAAGAUGAUGAAAGCUGGUGGCAAAAGGCUUCUUUCAGCCUCAUCAUAGCCACCACACCUCUUCUGCUACUCUCUCCUCCGCUCCUGGGCAUGUGUUCAUUUCAAAUAAAAGGGGGUUGAUUUCAUAGAUUCAAACGAAGAGGUAGUGGGGGAAUUUGGAGGAGCAGCGUAUAUACAACGAACAAGGCACUAACCGGUCUUCCUUCCUUACUUCCAAGUCUUUGAUUUCACAGCUGCGUGUAUAAAUUGUAAUGCGUGUGUGGGGGGUGCGCUUCGUGGGUUUUAUUUUCUCCUGUCUUUUCUAGCUUAGUUUCCCUUUGUAAAUUGCAAAUGCACCUUGACUUUUAAAAUCUUAAUUAAUAAAUAUUUUCUGUCGUCAAACAAAUGUACAUAAUAAA
This is a messenger RNA of Vitis riparia (riverbank grape), 1156 nucleotides long. RefSeq names its product calmodulin-like protein 3. The transcript has a single exon. The coding region runs from base 145 to 807 and encodes 220 amino acids. Gene Ontology annotation, molecular function: calcium ion binding. NCBI's taxonomy places the organism in Eukaryota, Viridiplantae, Streptophyta, Magnoliopsida, Vitales, Vitaceae. The record is from RefSeq and is a predicted model, not a curated record.